Vigna angularis (adzuki bean) is the source of this 903-nucleotide messenger RNA. Its product is annotated as bet1-like SNARE 1-2. The record is from RefSeq and is a predicted model, not a curated record. NCBI's taxonomy places the organism in Eukaryota, Viridiplantae, Streptophyta, Magnoliopsida, Fabales, Fabaceae. The transcript is spliced from 6 exons. The coding region runs from base 157 to 558 and encodes 133 amino acids.
UGAACCCCAUCCAGUUACACACUGGUUUCUUUCUCGGAUCUCGAAAAGAAGAAACUUUCUCACCAUUUUCAGCACAGAUUCUCGGCAUCCAAACAAGAACAAGAUCUUGCACAUAAUCAUCAAAUUCUCCGCGAGUCCUGAGACGUAUUGCGAGCAAUGAGUUACAGAAGAGAUAAUCGUCCUUCCAGAUCAUCAGUGGUAGAUGGUUUUGAUAGUCUGGAGGAGGGUGGUCUAAGGGCUUCUUCCUCUUACUCACGUGAUAUUAAUGAGCAUGAUAAUGAUAAAGCCAUAGAGACUUUGCAUGACAAAGUUUCCUUUUUGAAACGAUUAACAGGUGAUAUACAUGAGGAGGUUGAGAGUCAUAACCAGUUACUUGAUCGGGUGGGUAACAAAAUGGAUGCGUCAAGGGGUAUGAUGAUGGGAACCAUGGAUCGAUUCAAGAAGGUUUUUGAGAAGAAAUCAGCGAGGAAAACGUGCUCAUAUGUGGGUUAUUUCACACUUGCCUUCAUAUUCGUAUACUAUCUUAUUAGGAUCCUAGGAUAUUUUACGCUUGGGUAAGAACGUGUUCCUAAAAGAUCGUAGAUUUGGUCCUGUGAUGGAUGUUUGGAAGAAAAAUGAUGGAAUCAUGUGGUCUUGUGCUGCAAAAUGUUGGAACCAUUCUAUUCCAUUUUGGUUGAGAUAGUUUGAGACUCACCUGUGAUCGCAAAAACUUGUUGCAUACAUGAAGCUUAAGGAAAGUCUAUAUUGUAUACUUCCUCUGUUGACCUGGUUCUGUAUCCAUUUUUUCAUAGUUGAAAAGUAUAGGUUUGAGAUAAUUUAUUAUGUAAAUUCCUGGUAUAUGAGAUGAUUAUAUUCAAUUGUAAGUAGAAAAAGUAUAUCAUAAAACUUUGUUUUUUUUUUUUC